Molecule: messenger RNA, 6175 nt
Organism: Onychostruthus taczanowskii (white-rumped snowfinch)
Lineage: Eukaryota; Metazoa; Chordata; Aves; Passeriformes; Passeridae
Gene: SERPINC1
Product: serpin family C member 1
Exons: 6
Coding region: 2853-4412 (519 amino acids)
Biological process (GO): regulation of blood coagulation; cell adhesion
Molecular function (GO): serine-type endopeptidase inhibitor activity; hyaluronic acid binding
Source: RefSeq, a predicted model, not a curated record
UACAUCUUUCAUUGUUAUUUAAUUCCUUGAAACAGCUUCUUUUCCUUUAGUAGGAGCCUAUGAAUUUUAGCUGCUGCCAGAGUGGCUUUUUGCUCUAUUAGAGAGAGUCCUCCCACCCUAGGUGUCGUGAAGGCUGGCACUCUAAAUUGUCAGGCUUGACUUAUCCCCAGCCUGCAGCAGUCAUGGUAUGAAGGGCAGUUAAUGAAGUCAGGAAGCCCUGAGUAAUUGCUGGCUGCAAAAGAACACUGCUGGUUUGCUUUAGACUCUGGUUUUGGGGUGUGAGACAGUGGGGAAGGUUUCUCAAGAGCCUAAAUUAAUCUCAAAAUGGUUUGAGCUAUUUCACAUUAGCUGGGCUGUGUAGCACAGUGUGUGAGUGCUGUGGGACAUUCCCACCACUACCGGUAGCCCCAGUAGGUUCAGUAGGGUGAAUGCUGGGGGUCUGUAAGCCCAGUUAAUCAUCCUGUCCUGCAGCCAUGGGAGAGUGGGAUGGAAAUGGCAUGUGCUGGUGAGAGCCCAACCAUGUUGCAUAGCAGCCAAGGGGUCGGGGAGUUUCUCGAUGCUUCCCCAGAGCCUUCUGAUUUUGAGCUGAAUCAGCAACUUAUUUCUUGGCUUUCUGCACUUUUUGUUGCUUCACCCUUGUAAGAACCUUUUCUGAUUUCUACAUUCCCCCUUGCCAGUAAUCCUUUUCAGGCAGUGCUGUUGUGGGAAUACUUUUGGCAUCUUUCCAGGUUGACACAUGGAGUGCCUGUCGGUGCUGCAGAGGAAAAGGGAGCAUUUAAAAGCUGUGGGGGGAGGAGGAGUGGGUUUUGGCCAAAUGCUAUGACAAAGAGCUGGUCUAAGAAACAGAAGGGGCUCUUGCCUGUAAGAGACAAGAUUGGAUGUGUCAGAGGCUGGGUCAACCUUAAUGGAUGGUAAAGUAGAUUUAGGGUGUUAGCAUAAAGUCCUGCAUCUUCCCUGAAUUGAUGGAGUCAGGGCUUUACUGCAGAGUAAAAACAGGGAGUCUUUCUCAUUUCAUGAGGACAGGAUGAGGAUGGAGGUGCCCUCCCCACUCUUGUGCUUUGGCCUUUAAAUAUGAUAUUAGAUUAGCAGCAUUUUGUGUAAUGACAAACACCUUGAGCUGCUUCUGGCUUGACAGAAGCAGGUGCUUCUCCUUGUACAGACAGGGUCAGGACAUGGCUUUCCCUGGAGGUGAGUGGUGUGACAAGUCAGAGACCAUGGUGAGGUUGUCCUUUCCAUGGUGGGACUGGUCACAAGUGUGUCAGUGCUGCUGGAGCUGCAGGGCCAAGUGUGGGUGAAGGAGGGCUGCUGCAGGCAGUGAAGGGCUCUACUCCUGGUCCCAGGAUUGCAGAACUCUGGAGUGUGUCUGGCUUGUUGCUGGCUGACUUUUCCUGUGGGAUUGAAAGGUUCGGAAGAACAGCACUUCCUGGAGUAUUUUCAAUUGUCUUAAUUUUUUUCCUUUCUCAUGGCCUGGGUGUUGUUUUUUGGUUUUUGAUUGGUUAACUUCCCUGCCUUUUUAGAUUUUUUUCUCCUUUGUGGUGUUGCAUCUGUCCUAAACCUAUUGCAAGAUGAUCUCUGUGUCAUCACCAGCAAGAGCUGUGGCCAUGGCCUGAGCGAGUCCCUCUUGUUUUGCUGUGCUGUCACACAGCCUUGGGCUCCAGUCUUGGUGCCAGAUGAGGUAGUUUCUGCUUUUGCAGAGGAACUGGAGCACAGAUGAAGUCAUUGGCCCGGGGAGGGAGUUGUGGAAGAACCCAGAGAUCUCCUUCAUCCCAGAUCAGCCUUUGAGCCUGCUCCCAUUUUCCUCUGGCAGGUGCUGGCCCACCAAAGACACGGAGGUCACCAGUGCUAAAUGCAGGUGACUUUUAAUUUAGUUUCUCAGAAGGCAAUGCUUGGUAGCCAUAGCAGUGAGUAUGUGGAGGCAGGCAGAGACUUACCUAACUUAGACACAUGUUUGAAAAAGUGCCCUGUAGCAGGCAAGACCUGGGCAGGCUGCCAGCCCCUCCCAAUAGUUGUUUCCCAAACUGUUGUGGCUGUGGUGCUUGAGCUUCCUCCCAUGGGGUACAUAAACAAAGCAGUCAUGCAAAGGGCAUCUUGGAACCACAGCGUGCAGGCCCUGGGGUGGCUCAUGAGGCCUUGCUGCCAGAGCUGGUGGGUGAUGGGGUUUAGGAGGAAAUUGUUCCCUGUGAGAGUGGGGAGGCCCUGGCACAGGGUGCCCAGAGAAGCUCUGGCUGCCCCAUCCCUGGAAGUGUCCAAGGCCACGUAGGACAGGGCUUGGAACAACCUGCCAUAGGAAGGUGUCCCUUCCUAUGGCAGGGGUGUAACCAGAUGAUAUUUAAGGUUCCUUUUAACUGAAACCAUUCUGAGGUUCAAUGUGCUUUAGCAAAGGGGAAAAUACAAAUUAUCUUUCUCUUGCUGGAAGAUUUUCAGAGAACUGCCUUUGCUGGAACACAGUAAUUACCAUUAGCCUGCACUCUUUAGGUACCAAGGACAACCAGAUUGCAUUGAAGUGGUAUGAACUUUGAACAGGAAUUGGUGUGAUGCAUCAGCUACACCAUACAUGCUUAUAAAGUACGUUUUUUGGGAAUUAGAGCUGCUUAGUCCAUGGAGGGACCAACUUCCUUUUCCUUAUCAUCUUUCUUCUCUGCCAUAGUGUCUCCUACAUCAGUAGCUGAAAAGUACUGUAACUCUGAGGUGAGCCUUACACUGUAGCCACCUCACUGGCCAGUGAGGAGGACUCAAAAGUAGAAAUCAUCCAUUUUUGGUACAAACUUGUCAGGGCUCAGCCUGCUACUUAAAAAAGAGGGGACCCAGGUCACUGAGAAAACUGGUUUCAGUGUAUUGCUUCUAACAGCAUUAUGUGCUCACAGGAAAGUUUGUCCUCCUGCUGUCUGUCUGUCCUCAUUUAUCCUGGAGGUGCAGAGCAGAAUGAUGACAGGAGGGGACUGUGGGGCUGCUGUCACUGUGCUGCUGGCUGGAAGGGGCCAGGGGCCGUGGCAGCAGCCAGGUUUCACAGACAGGCCGUGUGUCUAAGCUCUCUCUCUGGUUCCAGGACAAUGCAUCUGUUCCUGCUGUGCCUGCUCAGUGUCUGGGGGCUGGCUGCCCCGGAGCACUACGCUGUGGAAGACAUCUGCACCGCAAAGCCCCGCGACAUCCGCGUGAACCCCAUCUGCAUCUAUCGCAACCCUGAGAAGAAGCCCCAGGACGGGGAGGGACAGGAGCCAGCAAAGGACAAGCUCCCGGAGUCCACCAACCCCCGGGUCUGGGAGCUGUCAAAAGCCAACUCUCGGUUUGCUGUUGUCUUCUACAAGUACCUGGCUGACUCCAAGGACAACGGGGAAAAUAUCUUCAUGUCACCCCUCAGCAUUUCCACAGCCUUCGCCAUGACCAAGCUCGGAGCUUGUGGCAGCACCCUCCAGCAGCUCAUGGAGGUCUUUCGAUUUGACACCAUUUCGGAGAAGACAUCAGAUCAGAUCCAUUUCUUCUUUGCCAAGCUGAACUGCCGCCUUUACAAGAAAGCAAACAAAUCCUCAGAGCUGGUAUCAGCCAACCGUCUCUUCGGGGAGAAAUCUUUGGUCUUUAAUGAGACUUACCAGAACAUCAGUGAGAUCGUUUAUGGAGCAAAACUCUGGCCCUUGAACUUCAAAGAGAAGCCAGAACUUUCCAGGCAGAUCAUUAAUGAGUGGGUGGCUAACAAGACAGAGAAGCGCAUUACAGAAGUGAUCCCAGAAAGUGGUAUUGAUGAUCUCACUGUCUUGGUCCUGGUCAACACCAUUUAUUUUAAGGGGCACUGGAAAUCGCAGUUCCCAGCUCCAAACACAAAACUGGACAUAUUUCAUAAAGCCAAUGGUGAGACCUGCCAAGUCCCAACUAUGUACCAGGAGUCCAAAUUCCACUACGCAUUCAUCCCCCAGGACAAAGUCCAGGUGCUGGAGCUGCCUUACAAAGGGGAUGAUAUCACGAUGCUGCUGGUCCUGCCCAGUGCUGGGACGCCACUGGAGGAGGUGGAGCGAGACCUGACAUCGGAGAAGCUGCAGGGCUGGAUAGAUUCCAUGAAGGAGAUGUCUCUCUUCGUCUACCUCCCUCGCUUCCGCAUCGAGGACAGCUUCAGUGUCAAGGAAAAGCUGAGGAAAAUGGGGCUGGAAGAUCUCUUCAGUCCAGAAAACGCUAGACUCCCAGGUAUCAUUGCAGAGGGCCGCACAGACCUGUACGUGUCUGAGGCUUUCCACAAAGCCUUCCUUGAGGUGAAUGAAGAAGGCAGCGAGGCCUCAGCUGCUACAGCAGUCACCAUCUCUGGCCGUUCCUUCCCUAUGAACAGAAAAAUCUUCAAUGCCAACAGGCCCUUCCUGCUUUUCAUCCGGGAAGCUGCCCUCAACACGAUCAUCUUCAUGGGCAGGAUAGCUGAUCCUUGCUCCUAGAGGGGCUGGUAGGGCCUCACUUCUCCCUCCUCUGCCUUGGGAAAAGGGGAGGUGGGGUAUUGCCACAAAAUGUGGGCUGCUCCUGGGGUGGUUGGUCUUUCUGUUUGGUGCCAGCUGCAGGGAGGGACUGCAUCCAGCUGGGCUGUCCCUGCUCCUCCCUGCCAUGUCAGGUGAGGGGCUCAUAGGUCACCUCACCUGUCCUGUCCUUUGUGGCAAGGAAAGCUGAAUUUCAUCUGGUACCAGUAUUUUUGUGGCACCCAAGUCCAGCAUUGCUGUCCUUCCUGUGCCCAACCCUCUGUAACUCUGAUCACUUGGUUCAUUAAAACCUAUAGAUCUGUAUGUAACAGACUGCUCUCUGAAUGCACAGAUUACACUGAGCCACUUCCCAUUAUUUAAAUUCUUCUUUUCCAACAAAUGGGGCUCCACACCAGAAAGGUGAGUGGAAGAGCAGCAGCCAUAAGGCUUGUGCUGGCUGGGCAAGGAACACCCUUCUGCAGCUCCGUGUGGGUGGAAGAGCUGCCAAAAGCUGUGCCCUGCUUGCCAGCAGCUCUGGUGUGUCCUGUGUGCCCAAGUGCUGAGAGUCACUAGUCACAGCCUUGCAUAGCCAAGGCUUUGAAAUUCUUUUUGAAUGCUAAGAUUUCAUCUAACAGUUACUGUAGCAGCAGUGCCCAUGAACCACGACAGUGCCCAGGUAAGAAAACCGGUACCUGUAGCUUUGAUAAAAAUAAAUUAUUUCACCUGCAAGUUUACUCCAGGAGCUGAGGUCUCCUGGCCUGCUGCCAGGCCACACAUGAUCAGACCUCUUGUCUUAGGGUGGCUGUAUUGCUGUAGGACUUUUGGCAGGGCUGUCCCGAAGAUGCAGAUUGCUCCAUUUCAGACAGCUGUUUCAAACCAGACAGUGAAAGCACAGUUCCUGUCCUCAGGAGGUCAUGGAAGUGGUGUGUGCAGACAGUGGGGUGCACUGCCCAGUGGGCCACUUACUCUGGAUUUUGUAGGACCAAUGAAAUAGCCACCUUUGUAAAGGCUUCUCUUGGCAGGAACUGCUAGAGCAGCCAAGCAGUGAGGGAGUUAACUUGGAUAGAGCUGCUAUGCCAGAUCUUUGGUCACCGGGUCUCUAGAUUUGGAAGCUAUCAGGGGUUUGACUCUUUCCUGUUCCCAGUAGGAUUGUUUGACCAUCUGUGCAAGCAGUGUGUGACUGGUCCAUGGAGAGCCACCUCCUCCAUUGUCCCACGGGCCAUUGCAAACCGUACACAUCUGAGAGGUGUCCUGCAGGGGCUCCUACAGGUACUCCCUGGGGCAGUACCUUGGAAACAAACUGUGAUGGGCUGGGACCCUGGGAGAAAAGGGGAAGCAUUUUGAAAAUAGCCAAGAGUUCAGAAAGCAGCUCCUCCUCUCCCUGUCCCUGCCCUCCUCUGGCAGUUACCACUGUGGCUUUUCUUGCUGGGUCCCAUCUUCUGCCUGUGAACAUCUUUGAGAGACACAAAACCUCCGGUAACCGGUGUCUUUUCCAGCUGUGCUCCAGGCUGUGGAGGUGAACAGUAGUGAAAGAGGAGGGGUGAGGCAGUGCCUGGGCCUCCCUAGCAUGGCACUGAACCAAAAUGCUUCCCCUGCCAUAGGCAGCUGGGAAAACAUCCAAAACUUGGCCUGCAGCAAGAGCACAGGGCUUGUUCCUCCUGGGGAGACUGAAAAGGGCUGAGCCUGCUGAAGAGGUGAGACAAAACUCAGCCAAAAAGGACAGAAGCCAUCUGAAUUGCCAGGAACAG